This is a messenger RNA of Armigeres subalbatus, 3220 nucleotides long. It is a transcript of the gene dati, whose product is annotated as paternally-expressed gene 3 protein. Gene Ontology annotation, molecular function: RNA polymerase II transcription regulatory region sequence-specific DNA binding; DNA-binding transcription factor activity, RNA polymerase II-specific. The record is from RefSeq and is a predicted model, not a curated record. Gene Ontology annotation, biological process: regulation of transcription by RNA polymerase II. Lineage: Eukaryota; Metazoa; Arthropoda; Insecta; Diptera; Culicidae. Gene Ontology annotation, cellular component: nucleus. The coding region runs from base 927 to 2918 and encodes 663 amino acids. The transcript has 6 exons.
UUUCUUCGUCGACUUUUGAGGAAGAAAAGUGCGUGCCCAUCGGACGGAGAGUUCCAAGUAGCAAAAGCAGUGACUUUAGGAGUUGGUCCUCCUCUGGUCAAGAAACCAGAGGACCCUCCUCGCCGAGAAGAAAAAUCGUGAAGUUAGAUAAAAAAAAAAGUUCGGCACCCCCUCUCCGUUUCGGAUUUGAUUGUUGACCCCCCUUUUUGGCUAACCAAGAGGGAUGAACGUAAAAUAUCCCUCGCUUUUCGGCUUUGUAACGAGAACGGCAAUAAAUUACAGCAAAUAAAAAAAAAUCAAGUGCAAGAAAGAGUGCUUUGAAAAAAAUUCAAAAUUGUUCCCUUUUUCCAAAACCAACAAAACUACUGCGCGUCUCCAUCGGCGAGGAUAAAAAGCGAAAACAAAAAUCGUCAGUGCGCCAUCCAAUCCAGUUACCGAUGUGAAUUGUGAUACAAGAAAAAGAAGGCAAAAUGUUUUCGAUUGAAUCAAUUUUAAAAUCUCAAAUCUCCCAGAGGUAGUGUACAAAAGAUUCCAGGGUUAGCACUGGUUUGUAAGACAAAACCCAAACGAAACAAAAUGCAAAACAAACCAAAAAACCAAACCAACCAAAAAAACAAACACCUCCUCCUAAUUGUUAAAGGAACUAAUCUUACAACAAACUUAAAAUAAGCAGAAACCAACCAACAAACAAAAAAAAAACUCGAGUGCCAAACAAAUAUAGGAUAAUACCAAAAAGCAAAGCAUAACAAAAAAAAACAUCCGAGAGCGGGAUAUGAUUUUUGUGUUUUACCAACGGCAUUUGAUGAAGACUCGGACCCUUGCGAGGGCCCACCCAAUGUUGUAUGCUAGUAUUUCAGCAGCUUUCGGUACUCUACUACUACCACUAGCGCGGCCAAACAAGCAAUUGAACGCUGUCGAGAGUCAGAAUGCAGAUCCAGCACGUGAGGGACCUGUGCGCCGUGCCGGGCGGUGCAGCAGCGGCAGCCGUGGCGGCCGCCGAACUGAACUGCACCGGUGAUAUCCUGUCGGUGCAGAACCUGCUGCCCCAGUUGGCCCCACCGCCGGAGAACAAACCGCACCAGUGCCAGCAGUGUCUGAAGAGCUUCUCCUCCAACCACCAGCUGGUGCAGCACAUCCGUGUCCACACCGGCGAGAAACCCUACAAAUGUUCCUACUGUGAUCGCAAGUUCAAGCAGCUGUCGCACGUCCAGCAGCACACCCGGUUGCAUACUGGCGAGCGCCCGUACAAAUGCCACCUGCCGGAGUGCGGCCGAGCGUUCAUCCAGCUGUCGAACCUGCAGCAGCACCUUCGCAACCACGACGCCCAGGUCGAGCGGGCCAAGAGCCGCCCCUUCCACUGCAAUCUCUGCGGCAAGGGCUUUGCCACCGAGUCUAGUCUCCGAACGCACACUUCCAAGGAACUUCAACUCCACCUGGGAGUGCUGCAGCAACAUGCCGCCCUGAUCAGUAACUCCAACAGCGUCACGUGCAAUGUGUGCAGUAAGAUAUUCCUCGGCGUCGAUGCCCUCAAUGAACACAUCAAAUACUCGCACAAAGAAGUGGCUGACUACAGCACUAAAUGUCUUGAGGAACUGAAACAUAGAAUUUCUUACACCACAGUGAAGCGAAGAGUAGCGAACCAUCCGUGCCCGAUGUGCGGCAAGCACUACGUCAACGAGGGCUGCCUGCGGAAGCACCUGCUGACGCACCCGAGGACGCCGGCCUCCGCCGGGGCUCCCUUCCGGUCGAACCUGCAGAUGUGGCCCUGCUCGGUAUGUCAGGCCGUGUUCACCCACGAGACAGGUCUCAUCACCCACAUCGAGCACAUGAAGAUGGAUCCGAAGCACCAGUUCGCGGCACAGUACAUGUUCAGCAAGGCAGUGGCAGAGCAGCGGGAGAAAGAAUCAAACAGCCUCGGUGGAAUGGGCAGCAGCGGUGUUUCCGGGCCAUCGAACUCCAUGAUCUCGGUCAAGGAACUGACUCACCAGAAUAGCAUUUCGCCGCUGAACUACUCGGAGAACUCGUCCACCAUGGGAUCGGAGAAGAACGGCGAGGGAGGCGGCGGCAGUGGUGGCGGAGGUGGAGGUGUUGGUCCUUUCGACAAUCAUCGAUUGGCAGCGGCGGCUGUCGCUGCAUCGGGAGGUCACGGAAAUCCGUUCGGGGUCGUUCCCGGUGACAACAACAACAGCCAGUUCUCGAGGAUGAUGAUGCUGCAGGAGCCAAAGUUCGAUCCGGAUUUGAUGUUACCAACGGAUGGAACGUCGUCGGCGGUGCAAGCCGCCGUUGUUAAUUUGGCAACCGCAAUGCGGAUAGGGCAGACAUUCAAAAACAAUUCGAUGCACGGAGACCAUUUAGGUCAAUCGAAUCUUGGUCCGCUGAAGAAGAAGAGUAAUUUUAUCAAUUUUAAUGAAAUGAAAUACCCAUUGUCCAAUCGGCAAAACUACCCUCCAACGGCGGAUUCGCCGCUCGGUGGGGCAGGUUUGGGAGGCGGCCAAGGUGCGUGUGGUCCUUCGUCGGAAACGGCAAUCCGGAUUCAGCAAGCGGAAGCCAUUUUGCGAUCUCAAGCCGAGGCAGCCCUCAGGUUGGCAGUUUCCCAGGCGCAGGCCGUAGUGUCGUCUAAUGCCGGUGCCGGCGGUCACGGAAUAGGGGGUGGAGGAGGAGGCGGUCAUCUGGGUCCACUGGGGAACCCUCUGAUGGGCAGGUGCAAUGACGAGAGUAGAUCCAAUGAAAACUGUCCCCCGUUCGGGGACCCCAACGGGGAACAUCUGAGGGCGGUCAUGAGGGAGCACCACGCCCACCAACAUCAGCAGCAACAGAAUAACGACGAGUGCCAUCAAUUCUCGCAGAGUCCGGUGCCGAGGAACGGCCUAGACCUUACCGACGAGUUCCUAAAAAGUGAAAACGUACUGAAAGGAUGAGAGUAAAUAGAUGUAAAUUUUGAUGCCAUAUUAUAUUUAAUUUAAAUCAAUGCAAAAACAAAACAAAAAAAAAUCACCAGACGAGAGACGGUUCUGAAUAGCGAAUAUAAAUGGGAUGGUUAGAAGUAAAACUCGAAGGGACGGAGGAAGAUAAUGCAAUUGGGGCAAACGGCAAACAAAGAUAAAUCAAACCACAGCACAUUGAUUAUUUGAUUACGAUAAUCUGGGACUUGAAUGUGUGAAUCAAUAACUAAAUGAUAAAUAAAAACCAGAACAACUGAUGCAUUAUGCCAUAUUACGAA